This is a messenger RNA of Branchiostoma floridae (Florida lancelet), 2302 nucleotides long. Its product is annotated as Werner syndrome ATP-dependent helicase-like. Gene Ontology annotation, biological process: double-strand break repair via homologous recombination; telomere maintenance. Bases 17 to 1579 code for a protein of 520 amino acids. The transcript is spliced from 3 exons. The record is from RefSeq and is a predicted model, not a curated record. Gene Ontology annotation, cellular component: chromosome; nucleus; cytoplasm. Gene Ontology annotation, molecular function: 3'-5' DNA helicase activity; four-way junction helicase activity. NCBI's taxonomy places the organism in Eukaryota, Metazoa, Chordata, Leptocardii, Amphioxiformes, Branchiostomatidae.
GAUUAGAGGCGUGCAAAUGGGCAGGUUUGAGCUUGUGUUUGGCAAUCCCGAGACGUGGGUGCUGACUUCAGCAUGGCGAGACAUGUUGAAAACAGAUGUUUACCAGCAAAAUCUCCUUGGAAUCGUGGUCGACGAGGCACAUAAGACACCUGCUUGGGGUGAAGCUGUUGCAAGAGGAGGAGAGCCAUUCCGGAAGUGUUUUGCCAGGGUGUCAGAGCUCCGAUCUCUAUGCAGUCAAGGGACUCCUGUCUUGGCCCUGACUGCAUCUGCAGACCUUAAGACACGGAAGGAUAUCGUCCGCCUCCUAGGAAUGAGCUCGGAAACCACUUAUGUAGAGGCAAGGUUGGAUAGAACAAACAUAAGACUAAGCGCUGUGCGUGUGAAGUCAACAGACUUAACCUGCCUUGAUUGGGUUGUUUCUGGGUUGAAGACACAUGGUACUUCAUUUGACAAAGUGAUCAUCUACUGUAGAAGUUUCCCGGCUGUUGGGGCUAUUUACAAACAUCUAGUGAGACAGGUUGGUGAUCAAGCUUAUGUUGGCACAAAGCGCUCUGACCACUGUCUUGUUGCAAUUUAUCAAAGUGAAACUCAUGAAGAGAAGAAAGAACAUGUAAUGAGCUCCUUUGUUUUGUCAUGCUCAGUAGCCCGUGUUAUAGUUGCAACAACUGCACUGAGCAUGGGUAUCAACUUUCCUGAUGUUAGGUAUAUUGUAAUGUAUGAACCUCCAGCAAACAUGGAGGACCUGCUACAGCAACUGGGGAGGGCAGGUAGAACAGGACAGCAGUCUCAUGCUGUCGUUUAUACUUAUUCUGUACAGCGGUGUGACAAACAGGUAGCACAGUAUGUCCGGACUGACAAGUGCUUGCGCACCACUCUGUAUCACAGGUUUGAAAGAGAACCAACAACAAAGCCUUUCAGUCCAGGACAUCUAUGCUGCUCUGUUUGUCACCGCUCGUGUACAUGUGGUAGUGGCUCAGAUUGCAAGGAGCCCGUCCCAGUUUCUGACUCUGUAGGGGGCGUUAAGACAGAACAACGUUGGUUGACAAGAAGUGUUGACCAGCGCCAAAAAGAUGUACUGAGGGAGGCACUCUAUGAGUACCGAGACUCUUUGGUCCAAGAGAAGAAAUUGCUUGUGUCGGUAGAUCUAACCACAGGGUUUACAUUGGACCUCAUAGAAAGUGUGGUAGAAGAGUGCCCUUACAUAUAUGACGCAAAGUAUGUAUACGAUAACAUUGAGUCAGUUUGCACAACCGACCUGGCCAGAAUUAUUGCAGACAUUGUAAAGAAAGUUUUUGAUGAUGGUUCAGACAUAGAUACUAUGAUUGACUACAUCCAACAGGAGUUUGUGAAAAAUACUCAGGUUUCCACUGGACAUGAACAGCUUGUAACAUCUAGUAGUGGCAGUAGUUCAGAAAAUGACAGUGAUGAUGAUGACAUUGUUGAUGAUGAUGAUGACAGUGGCGAUGAUGAUGAUGACAGUGGCGAUGAUGAUGAUGACAGUGGCAAUGAUUAUGAUGACAGUGGCGAUGAUUAUGAUGAUGAUGAUGAUGAAGAUGAUGAAGAAGAGUUAGUUGUGUAAAAGAAUAACAGAAUCAGAUUUAUAUGUCUCAAAACUAAUGUUUUAUUGAUCUAUGUACACCAGGCAAAGCAAUCUAAACACUUCUUGGUUAACAUUAGCUUACAGAGACUCCCAUGUGCAUUGUUUAUAUUCACCAUUGAAAAAUACAAUGCAGUUUACAAACAAGCCUUGCGCAAUAUAUCACUGCCAUGCGAAAAAAACUAUAAUUAUUCCAUGUCAUUACGACCUUGUUAACAACUUCCAUUUUCUCAAUAAUUUCCUAUGUUACAUAUGUUACAAAUCGGCUACAUAACUUACAUUGUUUCCCAUGUUCAUAUCUUAUAUUCACCUUCAAAAUACAAUGUAGGCUAACAAGUUCACUGCCUCAAGCAAUACUGUAUCAAUACCUUUUGCACAAAUUGCAAUUACAUGUCAGUAUUUGAAGAGCAACAAGUUCCUAGGAAAGAUUCCAUGUACAGAAGUAUCCUUUUCAUGUCGGCUAAACUAUAGAACAUAGUUACAGUAAUAUGUUGUAUAAUUCCUACAAAGAACUUUUAUUUACAUGUAUGACAUGAUAUGGCGAAAGUCCAUAUUGAGUGAAUACUGAAUAGUUAUUACAUUUUUGUAUUAGCUAUUACCUUUUGUGCCUGGAAGAUGGCAUGCAAUUUCAAAGUAACAUAGUUCUUUCAUCAUUUUACUUCUACUUUUAUGUUCCCUUCAGGUAAAUAAACUGUUUGAAUGAUC